Penaeus vannamei (Pacific white shrimp) is the source of this 447-nucleotide messenger RNA. The record is from RefSeq and is a predicted model, not a curated record. Lineage: Eukaryota; Metazoa; Arthropoda; Malacostraca; Decapoda; Penaeidae.
AAAACAAAGAAAAGGAACAUCGGAAAGAAAAAAAAAAGCCAGCAUGAAGACCCCUCGAAAAAAGAAAAAAGAAAAAAAAAAAAGAAAAGGAAAUCGAUAAAAGAAAAAAAAGGAAUCGAAAAAAAAAGAAAAGAAAAGAAAAAAAUCGAAAAAAACAAAGAAAAGGAAAUCGAAAAAAAGAAAAAAAAGUUAUUCUAUGAGGGAAGAAAUAGUGAGUCUCUUAUGUUCUAUGUUAUGUGUUCCGGAGUAAAGGAAAAGCAUAGUUCAGUUUCUGUUCACUCACAAGCUACAAUUACAUCAACGAACGCAAGACACGGGAUGGCGUUUGGGAUAACAGAAAUGUAUAUAGUUCGUGAAUACACAGUGAACAUGUACAGACCUUUUCAAGUGGAUUGCACACAGACCUUGAAGGCAACGCUGGUACACGGAGUCCUCAAGGGUUGCUGA